UUCAAAAUUUUCCUUUUUAAAUGAUAUGGCGCAAAAUAAUUGUUUUGCAAUCUAUUCAACCGGAUAUUAGGCUGACUUAUUAGACUUCAAUGUCGACAGCAUAGAUACAUACUCUAGAUACGAAAAUUUAAAAAUAAUUAACACAAUCAAUUACUUACAUUAUAUUAUAAAUAACACCCGGAGUAUUAUUAUACUACUAGUACCGGUGUAUUUUAAUUAUAUUUUUCGAAUUUUUUCCUUUUAGAUGAAAAAGAAAAUAUUCUUUUCAACAGCACAAUUUUGUGGAUGUUAUAACACUCCCUUCACACUCAGCAUCCACACACACUCCCUCACUCAUUACUGUUUCCAAAAUGGGUCAAUUUCUCAAUUCCAUCUUCUUCCUUUUCAUUUCACUUUCUUCAACCCACGUUUUUUCUUCAGAUGUAGAAGAAAUUCCCAAAACCUUCAUCUUCCGAGUUGAUUCUCAUUCCAAACCUUCAAUUUUCCCAACACAUUAUCACUGGUACACAGCUGAAUUCACAGAACAAACCCAUAUCCUUCAUGUAUACGACACCGUUUUCCAUGGCUUCUCUGCAGUUGUCACUAAACAACAAGCUGCUUCCAUAAGUAACCACCCUUCGAUCCUCGCUGUUUUCGAGGAUCGUCGCCGACAACUUCACACCACUCGUUCACCUCAGUUUCUUGGACUUCGUAACCAACGAGGUUUAUGGUCUGAGUCUGAUUACGGCUCCGAUGUAAUUGUCGGAGUUUUCGAUACCGGCAUUUGGCCUGAGCGACGAAGCUUCUCCGAUUUGAAUUUGGGUCCUAUUCCUCGUCGUUGGAAAGGGGUUUGUGAAUCUGGUGAAAAAUUUUCACCCAGAAACUGUAACAGAAAAUUGAUCGGUGCUAGAUUCUUCUCCAAGGGUCAUGAAGUUGGUGCUGGUUCUGCUGGUCCUUUGAAUCCGAUCAACGAAACAGUUGAAUUCCGAUCCCCUCGUGACGCCGACGGUCAUGGGACCCACACUGCUUCCACCGCCGCUGGCCGUUACGCUUUCCAAGCUAACAUGUCCGGUUACGCUUCCGGUAUUGCUAAAGGCGUUGCUCCGAAAGCACGGUUAGCAGUUUACAAAGUUUGCUGGAAGAAUUCCGGUUGCUUCGACUCCGAUAUCCUCGCCGCUUUCGACACAGCCGUCACCGACGGUGUUGAUGUCAUUUCCAUUUCAAUCGGCGGCGGAGAUGGUAUAGCUUCACCUUACUAUCUCGACCCAAUUGCAAUCGGAUCUUACGGCGCUGUUUCAAGAGGCGUGUUUGUUUCUUCCUCCGCCGGGAACGACGGACCAAGUGGAAUGUCAGUAACAAAUCUUGCUCCAUGGUUAACAACAGUCGGAGCAGGCACAAUCGAUCGGGAUUUUCCAGCUCAAGUAAUCAUCGGUGACGGAAGAAAAUUCUCCGGCGUAUCACUUUACUCCGGUGAAGCAUUAAAAGGUAAAAUGUAUCAAUUAGUUUACCCUGGAAAAUCCGGUGUUCUUGGUGAUUCACUUUGCAUGGAAAAUUCACUUGAUCCAAAACAAAUAAGAGGUAAAAUCGUGGUGUGUGAUAGAGGAAGUAGCCCAAGAGUAGCAAAAGGUCUUGUUGUGAAGAAAGCUGGUGGCGUUGGAAUGAUUCUCGCUAACGGAAUCUCAAACGGUGAAGGACUUGUCGGUGAUGCUCAUCUUCUUCCUGCAUGUGCCGUUGGUUCAAACGAAGGAGAUAUAAUCAAAGCUUAUAUAUCUUCUUCUGUUAAUCCAACGGCCACAAUUGAUUUCAAAGGAACUAUCCUCGGAAUUAAACCGGCACCGGUUCUCGCUUCUUUUUCGGCUAGAGGACCGAACGGUUUAAACCCACAGUUACUUAAACCGGAUUUGAUUGCUCCGGGUGUUAACAUUCUCGCGGCUUGGUCUGAUGUAGUGGGUCCCACUGGUCUAGAUUCCGAUACACGUAGAACUGAGUUCAAUAUUUUGUCUGGUACAUCAAUGGCUGCACCUCAUGUUAGUGGCGCGGCGGCGUUGUUGAAAUCUGCUCAUCCGGAUUGGAGCCCGGCCGCCGUGAGAUCCGCCAUGAUGACCACCGCUAGUGUUCUUGAUAAUAGAAAUCUCCCCAUGUUGGAUGAGGCUACUGGAAACAAAUCAACUCCUUAUGAUUUCGGGUCGGGUCAUCUUAAUUUGGGUAAUGCAAUGGAUCCUGGGUUGAUUUAUGAUAUUACUAACAGUGAUUAUGUUAAUUUUCUCUGCGCUAUUGGUUAUGAACCAAAGGUUAUUCAGGUAAUUACUCGAACACCGGAGAAUUGUCCGGCGAGGAAAGCUUCACCGGAGAAUCUGAAUUACCCGUCGUUUGUGGCUAUGUUUCCGGUGGCUUCGAGAAAAUUGGCUUCAAAGACAUUUAUAAGAACAGUGACUAACGUUGGUGUGGUGAAUUCGGUUUACCAUGUGAGUGUUGAGUCUCAGAUUAAGGGAGUAACGGUGACGGUGAGGCCUUCACGUCUAGUGUUCUCAGAGACUGUGAAGAAGAGGAGUUAUGUGGUGACGGUAAAUGCAGAUACCCGAAAUAUGAAAAUGGAUCCUUCUGGAGCAGUAUUCGGGUCACUUUCGUGGACCGAUGGUAAACAUGUUGUUCGGAGCCCCAUUGUGGUUACUCAAAUAGAACCGUUGUAGAAGAGGUUGGGUUUCGAUCAUGUUGUUUUGAUCGAUGCAAUUGGCCACGUGUAAAGUGGUACAUCUUUGAAUUGCCACAAGAAGUUGUUAUACUAGACUACAAAUAUCAUUAGUGUUUAUUUUUUCCUUUUUUUAACUUAUUAUAUAAGCCAGUGUGGAAUGACUUUGUUAAAAUAACAGGGUUGGGUUGGAUUUGUGUAACACUGUCACUGUAAUGCUUUGGUGUACUGCUCUUUUUAAACAGUUUUUCUUCGAUUUACUUCUUCAGUUUCAGUUUGUAGUACUAUGUCUAGACUUUUAGGUGUCUAGUUAUAGACCAUGAAAAAAUUAUAGGGGAUAAGUUAUCAUAAUUUGAUUUCAAUUUUACAUUUUUCUUCAAA
Molecule: messenger RNA, 3049 nt
Organism: Trifolium pratense (red clover)
Lineage: Eukaryota; Viridiplantae; Streptophyta; Magnoliopsida; Fabales; Fabaceae
Product: subtilisin-like protease SBT1.6
Exons: 1
Coding region: 351-2669 (772 amino acids)
Biological process (GO): proteolysis
Molecular function (GO): serine-type endopeptidase activity
Source: RefSeq, a predicted model, not a curated record